Messenger RNA from Xyrichtys novacula (pearly razorfish), 26772 nucleotides. NCBI's taxonomy places the organism in Eukaryota, Metazoa, Chordata, Actinopteri, Labriformes, Labridae. The record is from the annotation of a GenBank genome assembly.
AUGCUUUCGUGUCUCUUCGUGUUUGCGUCUAAAAUGAGCGGUCUCACCUGGAUCAUUUGUAUGCUAAACCGCCGCAUCGGUAACUUAAAACCUCACUCGGACCGACUUCCUUCGGGCUCGCCCCACAGACAACAGAGGCGAGAAUCUCAGCCUGUCAGCGGGCUUGAGGGUAUUGGAAUGACAGAGCAGGCUUACCUGCCCUCUCAGGUGUGUGCUGCUACUCGUCACCUGCUCAGGGGAGCUGUUGCCGUCAGGUAGGUUUUACAGGUAGGACCGAGCAUCGUCCAGGUGCUAUCGACCAUCCUCAACCGUUUCCUCCCGGGACCAGUGAGAUGCACCGUUAACGUUCCUGCGAGACUUUCUUUCGGACUCUGAGAUGAACUUAAAGUGGACAGUAGAAAGAUUUCUUCUUAUGUCGUUUUCAGUCUCCCACUUGCUGUUACUUGAGGGUGAGUGUAAGAGUUUUUGUUGUCCAAAAUGAUAUGACAGUAUAGUAAUGAGAAAUGAUUUGCUUUUACAGAAUUUUUAAUGCAGACUUUGUGUUUACAACCCCCUUCAUGUUGUUUUUACGUUGCACAUUACCUCUAAGUAAUGACAAAUGGCAAGGAUGUGAAUAAGUCAAAUGUUUCUGCUUGGAAAUAUUACAUUGAAUAUUUUAGGUCAAAUGAAUGACUGAAAUCUGUUUGUUUCUUGUGGGACUUUUUACUUAGGAGCUCAGAGUCGACUAUCUGUGGCAGAAGAAAGACUUCAGAGGUACCCAAACAGAAAUUUAAUGAUUCAUUUUUUAUAAUAAAGUGACACAACUAACCAAACAGUAUCCCUAUUAUUUUAAAAAUAUAUCAAGUAUACUCAAGUCUCUAGAUAGACACAGGUUGUUGCAUUAAAUCUUUCUGUCACUAGAGUGUGUGAAAGAGACAGUAUCUGUGUAUGUGCCUGUGAGGGUACCGUAAGGAGCCUAGAUUCAAGUGGUGUAAAGUGCACUUAAAAGUCUCCCCUCUGACUGUUCCUUUCCACUAAUGUGCAUGUUUGUGUGUGUGCAGAAGGGCUAAUGCACUUCGAAGGAAACGGGAUCUCCUCAGGGAGGAGGUGGGUACACUACACCUAAGAGAACCAGAGGAGGUCAGGGCACCCACAUGCGCACAACACCCUCAUGGGCACAAAGAUGUCUUUGUAAAGAAUGAGACACACUAACACAUACGCUCUCUCCCACUCAAACUGACGCAACUUUCAACUUACAGGUGCAGCAGUGAUACAGCACUGUGUCAUUGAUGCUGUUUAAGCUUGAGAAUUAUUAACAACCCUGUGUAUUGUUUACUUUUUUCGAAGACAUACAGACCAUUGCUGUCAGAAAAUACUCUGCCACACAGCAUUUUGCACAACUACACAGCCAGAGAUGCCUCCUCAGGUACAACUAAUUCUUAUGAAGUGACCUUAAAUGUACUCAGGAAACUAUAAAAACCAAGUUUAACUGACUAAGUAAUAUUGGGUUUGUUCAUGUCUUUCCCAGAAUACUGUGGCUGCCUUAACGGAGGCUGGUGUCAGGAGAGCGGUUUGUGUGACUGUGCUCAGUUCCAGGCACUGGGAGAUCGCUGCCAGAUCAGUGAGUAGUACAUACAUCUGCAUGGGCUCCAUUUGAUGACAGCUCAAACACAUCAGUGUCUCAUCUUAAUGGCAAAAUUAAUGUUGACUAAAGUACCAUCCCUGGCAUGCAACAGAUUGCCUGGUUGGCAUACAUACAACUUUCUAAUACAGUAUAGAGUUUCACAUUAAGUUAUACAGGAAUGAGUGAGUGUAUAAAGUUAUUCAUGUGUGCAUAUCAGACUCUCCAAUCAUUCAGCAAAAGGUAAUUAACUGCACAUAUCACAGUAUUAAUUACAAGAUAAGUUAGAUGAUACCCCCUCUCCCCAUUCAGUCUCUUUAUUUCUUUUUGUUGAUACCGUUCCACUUCAGAGUCAGACCAGUGACCCCCCACCCACUCCCAGCCCCAUUCACACAUACAAACACACACCCAAAUACAUGGACCUUAUUCCCUCCAGCAGCAGAGUAAAAUCACUUGCAUUUAGGUAAUAGUGUAAUCGCUGAGUGAUGUAGUUUCUGGUUUCUAUAUUGUGAACAGACUCUUUAUAGACCGUAGCUCCAUUAUUGUAAAGCCAAUUUUCAUUUCAGCAGCCUAAUUUAGUGCUGGCACACUUGUUGGGAAAUAUGUGGGUAGCUGUAACUGAGCUGAGGACUUAAAUUUACCCACAAACCAGACCGUUUUAAAAAAUCAAGAUUUUUUUAUGAAGACAGGAUAAUCAAAGGUAAUAUGGAUUGGGCAAUAACAACCAAGGUUCCUAAAAAUACACCUGCAAAAGUAACAUGCAAGUGAAAUUAUAUUCUAUGAUUGAGGUAACAGGGUUGGCGCUACAGAACAUUUGAGGAUUUUGUGAAUAAAUGUAAAUUAAUCACAAUCAACCAUUGUGAGUUUCAUCACAUCACAAGCCACUCUGUAAGAAGAUUAGAAGAUGUGACUCACUGUCACCAGACCCCUUCAGAUUUCAAGUCUUAGGCAACAGCUUACGGGGAUUUCCUGUAAGAAGGGGAACUUUUUGACAUAAAAACAACCAGGUGUUCAUUUUUCAAAGAGAAGUUCGAUGAACCGAAAGAUAAUAAAAGAUUGAAAGAUUAUAAGAGUGGUGAGAUGUGCGACCUUGAUCAUCGGUUGAGUGAAGUGUCACCUUCUUAUCUUGUACUUGUGACAUGUGCAAUCACAAUAAAUAAAUUCAUUCAUACAUUCAAUUCAUUUAUUAUUGGUAUAAAUUCUUGUCAUCAUAAUAAGAGUGUUGUUUACAUGAAUUCUCCUAGUACCUAACCAGGGCCAGGAUAGGGAUGGGAUUUGCAGGUCAUGGGGACAACACCACUACGAAACCUUUGAUGGAGUCUACUACUACUUCCCGGGAACCUGCUCUUAUAUCCUAGCCCAGGACUGCCACUCAACUACACCACAGUACACGGUGUGGGUAAGAGCAUACAGAGCAAAGUUACCCAUUGAAUUAAUUUUGAUUUGUCUUUUUAAACAGCAAAUCUGAGGCGAAAAACACACACAACCAUGAGUCAGCUUUAGUGAUACAGUAUCAAGCUACCAAACCAUCCAGAACUGAAUUUUAAAAGAUGGAGGGGAAAAGACUGAACCUUCUGUACAGUACAAACAUAUAUUGCUGGUAAAACCUAAAUGAGCUAAGUCUCUGUUAACUCUAUUGCCUACAAUGCCCAGCUUUUUUUAGGAAUUGAUUUGGCCUAAGAAAAAGAUUAAGUGCAUUUUGAACCCUUUACAAACAUCUAUAUGGAGCUAAUGCAGAGAGCAAAAAAAAACCAGGAUGUGCAAUUUUGAGAGAAAGACUGAAUUUUGUAACAGUAGCAUAACGAACAUGCUAACUAAAAUACAACACAGAUGUUUGUUUGAAAAUAGAGGAUAACACCAGCCUCCUAUUUUUAAGAACUUUGCUUGUAUUUGUGAUAAAGUUGCUUGAAAGUCAAAGUAAAAAACUGUUUUCAACAGUCAACACCAUCCUGUCAUACACUGUCUGUGGUUCUCAGGCUGAAAGCUCAAGUCAUAGAGUGAAGUGUAUAAAGCCGUAAUUUGUCUUUUGUGACUCAGUCUUUUAUUCUGUUUUACUGUUUUUUUCCAGGUUCACAACAGCAGAGCAUGUGACGGGAAUGUGUAUUUAUGUCCAAGAGCUCUCAGUCUGUUUUUCCCAAAUGAGGAGGAGAUCCAUAUCUCGAGAUAUCAGGUCCACCAGGGAGGCCGCAGGUUAGUUUGUAUGUGCAGUAUGUAUGUGUCAGUGUUUACUCUGCAAAGAGGUAAAAAGAAAAGCAAAGAGAAAGAUUUGAAGUCUUCACUUGUCUUCAAUUUUGAUGCCCCCACAAAACUCAAAAACAGAAAGGAAAGAUGUGCCAGUACAGUUUUAAAAGCAUGAUUUCACAAGAGCUCACUUGACACCCCUGUCUCUGAAAUGUCAGGUUAAGUCUCCCUCAGACUCUUGGAAGUGUGUUCAUCGAACGACUGGCUGAUUACCUGCUGGUGAAGAGCGCGUUUGGCUUCUCUUUGGCCUGGGAUGGAGGCUCAGGUGUCUACCUGAAGAUGAGCGAAGAGCAUCAAGGUGCCCCCUGUGGCCUGUGUGGGAACUUCAACCACAUAGCUGGUGAUGACCUCACCACUUCUCGGGGUAAGACUGGCCUAACCGGCCUCUCAUCCUCUUAUCCCUUCUCUCAGCACCCACUCACCUCAAUGAUUGUUAUUAUACACUCAUCACAAAUUCUGGCAAUUAUGGAAGCAGUGGAGCCUGAAAAGACUUGAGCGAAGGAUAACAGAGAACUGAUAGUUUGGGUUUGAAUACCUGGAGGAGGAGAGAGUUCCUCAAAUAACCGGUAAUAUGAACUGUUGUUCCCUUCUUAUUUGAGCAGAAAGCUAUUUGAGGGUGAAGAAGAGCCCAGAGAAAAGGGUAAACAAGUGCUAAGGCACCAUAUUAAUCAAUUUUCCUUUUGAUAGAUUUGUGUCAGACUUAUUUUUAAGACCCGACUGUAAUCCUCCAUAUUUUUAUUAUAAUUUUUGUAUGUGCUUUUCUGCACUUAUGAGUGUCUAAACAUGCUUAACCAGUUCAUGACAUUUUGCAGGCGUAUCAGGCCUGGACAAAAAUUCAAAAUUUUGAUAUUUUUUUGACAGAAAUGGUCUUUUCUAAACAUUAAUGCACUGGUCAUUUUUACCUUGAAAGAUGAAUUUUUGUACACAAGACUCUAAGUAUCAUAAUAAAAUAACAGAAAAUCCCUCAGCUUCCAAACAAAACACUAAAAAUGUGGUGAGCCUUUAAAGUUUUGUUUUUGACCAUGAAACAGGAAGUAGUUUUUAUCUCAGCCAUAAAUGCUCCAAUCUCACCCAUACUUCAUAUGCAUGUUAAGAGUCGUGGUCUGGAUAAAUUCAUGUGGAAAUACUUUACCAGAGUCCUACUGUCCCCUAGCAGGAAAUGUCAUGCUUGCACUAUUAGCUUAUUUACCAAACCUGGUAAAUAUAUCUGCAGGACAUUUGCUCAGGAUGUCCUUAAGAUGUUGGUCCUGACAUGUGCCACAAUGAAAAUUUUUUAACCAUUAAACAGAGUCGUAUAAGUCAAAUCUGCACAAAAUGCCAUGAGGUUAUGAGGUGUCCCAGCUUAAACACAUUCAUUGUGAAAAAAAUCACAGCACAGCUUACAGGUAGCAGGAAGUUACUGCCUCUUAGAUAAUCACACUAAAAUACCAUUUACUUGUAGUUUACUGAAUUUCCCACAAAAUUCUGAGACUUAAUCGUUUCCUGAAAAAAGUUCAAAAAUCUACAUCUUACUGAUGCUAUGGUGACACAUAACUUGCAAUGAAUCAAAAGGUAGAGAAAUUAGAGGUUUAAAGUAGAUGCAGCCCAUUUCAACCAAUUCUGGGGUAACAGAUUUGAUCCAAUCCACUUCCAAAUUUUUUUGUAUUAAAGACAUCAUGAGACAGAAAUCUUCUUUAACCUGAGUGUUGGGAGUCUUUUCAUAUAACAAGAAGUUACUGUAUUUUUGACGUACACGCUUUAAACUGCUGCAAGCUUUAAAAUCGACUGAGUGUAUUAUUGUGCCAUUUCUUUAUUUCUGUUGUAUCACCACCUACUGGUGGGAGGCAGGAAACCUUUGAGGCCAUGAUUUAGUAGGAUUACAUUGUCACGCUUUAUGUUGCCACAUUUUGAUAAGCACAAAACAGUAAUUUCAGAUUCAAUAUGACUGUUCUCUUUCUAAAGGAGGCCACGGAGCACCACAUUGUAAUUAUAGCAUACCCUGACUUGUAUCAAACCUGAACAUACACCUCACUCUGAUGUGCACAAUGUUGUUUGAUGACAGUAAAACACAGAGAAGAUUUUGUCCCUGUUUACUUGUGUAUUACCCUUCAUAUGUACGUGUGUACUAGUCAUGGGUUUGUAUCGGCUGUGUGUUUCAGGGCUUCGGACAGAUGAGCCUGCUUUAUUUGCAAACAGCUGGGCAGUGGACCUGCCUCAUGAGAGAGCCUGUCCCUCUGUAGAUAUCGACUUUAAUGGGCCUUGCAAUUCUGAGUCAGACAUGGAUGUAAGAACAACAGAAACAUUAUGACAGCUUUAAACAGCUUCACGGAUAACUUGUUAUUUUGAUAAUCCAAUUUUAAGACUAAAAGCAGUCCUAUUGAGACAUCAGAGAUACAGCCCUUAAUGUGAAAUGUCUGUGCUGCAAUUUUGUUUGUGUGCGACUCUUGUAUUUAUUUUGACCAUUUGCAGGAUGCCAUAGAGAAAUGCAGUGCACUUCUCUUCUUUCCAUUUCUGUCCUGCCAUGAGAACAUAGACCCGAAUCCCUUUGUUGCCAGCUGUGUGUCUGACCUCUGUCUGUAAGUCAACAAACCUGCAUCGCUUACUAACAUAUAUUUAACCUUUCUUUGAUCCUCUUUUCGUUGUGUUGUCGAUAUUAUUCAGGAUCAUUUUCCCCUCAUUUCAGAUCUGAUGAUGAGGAAACAUUUUGUCGAGCAUUGGUUGAGUACACACGGGCCUGCUCACACGUCGGAUAUCCAGUAAGAGAGUGGAGGGAUAGCUUCCCGUCUUGUUGUAAGUUGUUGUUGUUGCGGCUCUGAAUUCUCAAAGAACAGUUUUCUUCCCUAUCUUUAAGAAAGACGUCAGUGCUUACCUGAUGCUUACGUUUGUGUUUAGAUGACGGCUGUGAGGAGAGCUUUGUCUACAGAGACUGCAUAAGUUGCUGUCCACCUACCUGUACAUUUGAGAAAGAGUGCCUGGGGACCAACUUGCAUUGUCUGGAUGGCUGCUAUUGUCCUGAUGGUAUUUAAUUAAUAAACUUCCACAUUUAUGUUGAAGAUUUUUAAGCGAUUAGUAGCUAAACUCGCCCUUCUUUGCGCAGGUCUUAUCCUCCAAAAUGGAACAUGUAUUGCUGUUUCUCAAUGUCCCUGUGUUUACCACGGCACAUCGUAUGAACAAGGAUAUGUGCUCCGACAAGGAUGUAGCGUGUGGUUAGUGUGGACAUGCAGUAACAUCAUUUUGUUGCUUUGCUGUUGUGCUGUUAACCUGUUGUGUGUUCUUUUUAGUGUGUGCAUGGGAGGAGUGUGGAACUGCACCGAGAACAACUGCACGGGUGAGUUCAAGCUUUCACGACAAUUCACAAGAAGGAAAUGAGAAUCCAGAUUUAUUACCAUUCCCCUUUUCUCUUUUUAGCUGAGUGUUCAGUGGUAGGGGAUGUGUACAUGACGACAUUCGACGGUAGGGUGUUUCUUCAGCCGGGUGCGUGUCAGUACGUCCUGGCAAAGAGUCGUGGCAGCAGCAGAUUUACCGUCACACUGCAGUACACAACAUGUGUAGAGGUAGUGGGCAUAACUACUCCAAUCCUAUAUCAUUCUGUCUCCACAAAUGUGUCUUAUUACCUCUUUAUAAUCUGUUUGUCUACAGCAUCAGGUGUGUAUACAGUCAGUGACAGUCGUGCUGGAUGAAGAUGUGAGCCGUCAGAUCACUUUGACAAGAGAAGGCGAGGUGAUAAUCGGUAUUAACCCCGGGCCUGUCCUGCCCUUUGUUGAUGGUAAGACUCACUAAGGAUUAUUUGUCACACCACGUGUCUAUAUUUUCUUUAAAAGGCAGAAGGAUCAUAGUGAAAUAUUCAAUUUCUGUCUCUGCAAAAGAUGCCGUGGAGGUGCAGAAGCUGACCUCUGUGUUUACUCAACUGAGGGCAGGGAUUGGUUUGAGGCUGCUUUAUGAUGGUCGAGGAGGGCGGAUCUACCUGCAGCUGGACAGUCAGUGGCGUGGACAGACACAGGGUCUUUGUGGUACUUUCAAUGGAAAUCUCAGAGAUGACUUCCUGUAAGCAAAUACCUCCCACUUAAAGAUAAAUGGUUAAGAUAAAUGUGGAGGACAUAAAUUUACCCGACCAUGUGUGUUCUUCUUGACUCCAACUUUAACUACUAAUAAUCAGUCUCACUUCCAGUAUAUUAUUUUUAUUUCUGCUGGACUGUAAACGUUGCAACUCGCAUCAGUCGGAAGGAUUUGGAGCAAUAUGAAUCAACAUCAAUGACUGAUUGUAUCUUUAUUCUGUGCUUGAACUGUAGGUCACCCGCUGGUAUGAUAGAGGGGACUCCUCAGCUUCACGCCAAUGCCUGGAAGGUGUCAUCUGCUUGUGUCGCGCCAGUCAACCUGCCAAUCAUAGACCCAUGUGAGAUGAACCAGCACAAUGGUAACCAGAGUUUCAUCUUUUGUAUUGUUCUGUUGCCCACUGUGACAGAAUAUUGUCUUGAUUAUUUUUCUGAUGAGGAUUAAAUUUCAAGGACAGGUAUCGAUCAUAUUAAAUGAGGUCUUAUGUUUGUUGUUUUUCUCUCUUCUAGUAUUCUAUGCAUCCCAGUGUGAUGUGCUCUUGGGGAGUGUGUUUGCACCGUGUCAUAGCCACAUCAGCCCGAACAUCUACCAGCAGCAGUGCCGCUACCAGGCUUGCCGUUGUGGUAGCAGCUGCUUGUGCACGGCACUGGCUCACUAUGCUUACCUCUGCUCUAAACAUGGAGUGGACAUCAGUUUUAGGUCACACGUCUCUGAGUGUGGUGAGUGCUUCACAUUUACACACUCGAUGUAUUUUCUAAAUAUUUACUCUGUGUUGUAUGUAUGGAAGGAAAGAAACUGUAUUCAUAAUCUUUAAUAUUCAUUUACAUAAUUCGUUACUCGUGUUUGUGUCCGUUCAUGCAGGGGUUGUGUGUCUUGGAGGCAUGCUCUACCACUCUUGUGCGUCAUCUUGUGGGCGGUCCUGUCGUGCUGUGUCAAACCCUGAGACAUGUAACCCCGAUGACUGUGCUGAGGGGUGUGGAUGUGCAGAUGGCAGUUACCAUGACGAAGUCCGCCAGCGCUGUGUGCAACUGUACGGCCUUUUAUCUCAUACAUCAUCCGAAUUGUGGUUAUCACUCGCGAUUAGGCAGAAAUGGACACUCUGAACACACCAUGAUCAAUUCUUGUGUUAAAAUGAACAUCAUUGGUUUGUUGUCAGGUCUCAGUGUCACUGUUACUCUAUGGGAGGAGUGUCGCAGCCCGGGGAGGUGACUUUCAGCGCCUCAGGUCCCUGGUGAGUCCCAGCAAGCCUCGACUGAAAAGAGAUAAUUCCCCUUGGCUGCAGAGCAACAUCCUUGUGCACAUUGAUUUAGCAAAGCAAUAAAAGCUUGAGUUAUUAUGAAAUGAGACAUAGAUUACUUGUGCAAAAUGGCAUCACUUUCUUUUUCGAACACUCUUCCUUCUUCUCUCUUUUUCUGUCUCCUUCAUCAGCCUGUGCAGAAAUGGGAGGAUGGAGUGCGUGCCAGAAGAAAAAGGUAACCUUUUUUCCCCCACCUUUUCCAGUUUCUACUCUGGCGCAUUCCAGAGACUAAGUGCCGUUUAAGGCUAUGUCCCCUGUUGAUAUCUAGAGCCUCAUGUCUGUGAUUGUAGCCGGAUUCUCAUGGAUAGCUAUUGCUUUAAGUUUCUAAGGUGACUGGGGCAUUGACUGAAGUUUUUGAGUACAUAAGUGUGUGCAUACGAGUGUGUUUUGUUGAGCCAGAUAGCGUAGAGGUCGGCGAAUGUCCUGAGGGAAAAGUGUACCACAGCUGCACAGAGCAGAGGGGAGGCGUGGCCUGUGCACCAACCUGUCGUAACCUGAUGUUGAACCUCACCUGCACUCCUGGCACACCGUGCAUCCCUGGCUGUGUCUGUCCUUCAGGGUACAGCUUCACCUUCCUUCCAUUUAUUACCGUGUAUUACUGUGUUUUUGAAAGCUCUUGUAAUGUUUUUCCAGCAGUACACUCAGUAGAAGAUUAGAUAAGACGAGGGAAAUUCCUGCCUCCUAAGAGAGUCACUUCUCUUUUGAUUAUAGUGUGGUUUGAAAAAUCUGCUGUUUGAUAGGAGUGUUUGAAAUUAGUGUUUAAAGUGAGAGAACAUUUUUCAUCUGUAGUUUCUGCUUGCAACCGGACUCCCUUUAAAGAGGACAUUUGACAGGUUUUGCAUGGGUGCCUAAUCAGUGUGGAUGCUAAAUGUAAAGACUCUAAGCAGUUGAGACAGCGCCGUUUAAGCUCUGCCAGCACUGAAGGGACCGACAAUUCAUCACUCCCCUUCCCCCACUCCUCACUUUUGUCUGAUUACAAAUGACAAAUUCACAAAAGGCUUUGAAGUGGUUGGAUGCACACGAAGCUAAAACAGGAGUAAGUUUUUGUAUGUAUCUAAGCAUCAGAAAAAUUUCUUCUGGCUAGCCUGGGGAAUUGUUUCUUUUGGACAAAUAAAGUAGGCAAAGACUUUCUAUAUACAUUUCAGAACCAGAAUUCUAAAAUGACCCAACGGCAUUAUAAUAUCCUGUGUUGCUUCCAAUAUUCCUCUUCAUUGGGACUGGUUCUCAGAGAACCAGGGAUGUUAUACUGACACAGUAAGUUAAGUUAUUGUACCCAUAGAUGGGUGACCAGGAUAUAGUAGAGGAGGAGCCAUUUGUGGUGUGUUGUUAAGCGUAGAGACUGGGAACCUAGACUGAAAUAACCUUGAACUGCUCAACUUCAAAUACUGCUGGAAAAAACUGAUUUUGUAAAUUUGCCUCACCCAAAAAACACAUUAUAAAUCUAAUCCAGACAGAUAAAGACAAUGUAACAAAAUUUGCCUCCAAGAAGACAAAAUGUAUGAUGUACAAAAUGUACUCACUUGAUUGGUCUUAUCAUCUUCAUUUAUUUACUUUAAUGCGGAAUUUUAAGUGAGAUGUUUGCAUGUGUUGUAGCUUUAACUGUGGUCUUAAUUUACCUGUAAAGGCUGGUGCUGCACCACGGGGAGUGUUACUACCCAGAGAACUGUCCCUGUGCUUGGCUGGGCCUUGAAUACCUGCCUGGAGAAAUAGUGGAAACAUCCUGUUACAGAUGGUACGGUUUGACUUGUAUUUUACCAUUAAUGAUUAAACUUCAGGGUUUUUAGAAAGUAUCAUUUCCUCAGCUACGAAAGAGAUCAUUUCACGCCACUUUUUCCCAUAGAAUAUAAUUGUGAAGUGCAUUUUGCUGCUAAUUUUCAUGUGUGGCAUGAAACAUUUCGCCCCCAUGCUGUCCUGAUAUUUAAUCCACAUUCCUGUCUUCUCAGUGUGUGCCAUCGUGGCUAUUUCAACUGCAGCUACUUACCAUGUCCAGCUGUGUGUACUGUCUACAGCGACAGACACUACCACACCUUUGAUGGCCUAGAGUAUGACUACCACUCUGAUUGUCAAGUCUACCUACUUAAAGUGAGUAGAUUGUAUGUGAGUAGAUUAGAUAUGAGUCUUGUAGUAUUGGCUGAAAAAGCCCCCAGAAUUUGUUCUGCAAUGAGUCUGGGCACUGAAAGGCUGAUCAGUUGCUGUCAGAGAAGUGUUUCUGCAAGAUGGCAGAGCAAAAGACAAGCAUCCUCCAGAUUUCCCAGCCAAAACAGAUUUAGAUCUUGGAAAGAAGAUCGAAGCUCAUUCCUAAUCUUGGAAGAGAAAGUGAUUUUUAAUUAGAUCAGAUUAGGUGUGCAUGUGUGUGUGCUGGAGGGUUUUUUGCACCUUGGAAAUGCUAGCAGAGCCGUAGCCACACAAAGAAGCCAGUGUUCAUUUCAAACCCCACAGCUCCUGCGCUCCCAGGGAUAUAGAAUUAGAAUUAGCAGAACAGACAUCGCAAUUCAGACGGACUGCUGGCCAGCAUGUAGACCUGGAAAGAAUGGGGAAGCAAUUCAGAGCUGUUUUAACAACCUAGAGUUGUUUCCUUUUUGUGUUGCUUUUUAUGUACCUUGUAAUGCACUUUUUCUAUAUUGUCGAAUCAAAUAUCCCGAUGGAUCUGUACUGGGGUAUUUGGUUACAAUAAGGGGAAAUACUAACCGGAUAAGAUAUAUGGAACACACCCAUGAGAAAACCUGAUCAGAUUUCUUUACCUUGUGAUUAAAUAAAAGUUGACUUUUAUUUUGUCUUUCCCUCUUACCAGAGUACAGGAGACACUGAAGUAUCCAUUGUUGCCCAAAACAAGGACUGCUAUGAGAGCGGUAUUGUGUGCAUGAAAAUACUGGUUAUUCACGUGGGACUUACCAAGAUCUACUUCACUGACAACUCUGGCAACCCUGUAUGGACUGCACAAUCACAGUCACAAUCAAGCUACCUAUUUGUGUGUCUGUCUCUUUAGAGGAUAUAGAAAUGAUUUCUUUCAUACAAGGAACCACUGACCCCGUCCUGUUUGUUCCGCUUUAGAGCCCAUCUUCUGUUGUAGGUCGAGAGUCAGAGUUUGAGAUUUGGAAAGCAGGCUACUACACAGUGGUCCAUUUCUCUAAUCAAGACCUGACUAUCCUGUGGGAUCGCAAGACAACUGUGCACAUCAGAGCUGGUCCUCGCUGGAAGGUCAGGACUUGGAGUAUAUUCUGACAAAGUUUUUAGAGACCUCAGCUAAAUGAAAUGAAACAUAUCUGCGUUUCAUUUUCUAGGGCCUCCUCAGUGGGCUAUGUGGAAACUUUGACACAGUGACAGUGAAUGAUAUGACCACCUCCAGCCACAUGGAAGUCAAUAACGCCCAGACCUUUGGAGACAGCUGGGCUCUGGGACAGGUAUGAGUCAGUUUAGCUCCUCUCCUCCAUUAACUCUCCCAUUACCCUCUGUCCUUUAGCUGUCUUUGUCUAUCACUCCUUCACUCCUUUCUAGCUCCCCAUUCCUUCAGUGAUUUAUCUGUGCUUGUGUCCCAUGAGCCCACUGUGAUAUUUAAGAGUAAUCAGACACUCAAUCACCCUCAGUGUGUGUGGAUCUGUUUGUGUGUUUUAGUGUGAAAGUGACUACGUAGUUGAGAGACCGUGUGAAGGGGACUUGGGCAGACAGCCAUAUGCCAAGAGGGAAUGUGCCCUUCUCUACAGUGACGUCUUUGCACCUUGCCACAAUGUGGUGAGUGCCAUUUAUCUGAUGGACAAAUGAAAACACUCAUAUUUUUGUACAAAUUUAGUGUGUAUGUGGCAAAAAAGGUUACCUUGCUUGUAAAAGAGGAUUAGUAUUAUGUGAGGCGUCAUGGAGUGCCAAAUACCAAAUCCCUCUACAGAUGAAAGGCUUCACUCAUGCAUACAGAUAUUAUACUUCUCUGCAUGGCCAGCAGAUGGAGCCAUGUACCCAUACACAAGAGUUAAAACUGUUAUGCGAUAUCUGUUGUUUGGCAGUACUUUCCCACUCAAGUGAGUCCUGAAAUGACUCCAGUUUAAGGAUUAGUCGUGUUGUUUGUGGGAAAGUUUUCACUUAGCCACUGAGCUAAAAAAAAAACAGAGUAAGUGAAUAUUGUGUAGGUUUGCAUCUAGGUUUUCCAGCUAAAUUUUGCUGUAGAGUAGGUAUAGCUUUAGACAACCAAUCAAUUCUGAUUAGUGUGGCCUGGAUUGUUUUCAGACUAUUUUUCUAAUGUGUAAAAAUGAAUCAAAAAGGUGGAAGAAACACUCUGAAGAAAUCUGAGAUUUAGAUAAGUAAAACUGAAAAUAGUUUCUGGAGGAUAAAAAAAUGACAUAGAUAUCUACUAGUUUAUACUAUAAUCUGAUGUAGGGUGAAGUAACUACCAUUAUUAUUCGAGCAAAAUCUCCCAUCCUAGAUAUCACAACGGUGUUCUCCAUGAUUUAACUGGAGAGAAAGCCUUCAACUGAGGGGGACAGAUGGACCAAACACUUCAAAAGCUUUAAGAGCGUCUUAUAAGAAAUGAAAUAACUCUCUUUUGUUUAUUUAUAACUGUGUCAUACAGACAUUCACACAUCCAGCCCACAUGGGCUUACAUGACAUUAUAAAUUUACACAGCCCAGGAUCAGAGAGCAGAGUAGGCAGAUUCAUUGUCAUAGUACAAAAAAGGAAAAUAAAACCUUUUUUCUUAAGCAUCUUCAGAGUUAUUCUGCAAUUUUUUGCUAAUCUCACAGAAGCAGAUGUCAAUGCUUUUGAGGGAAAUAUGUAUCUUUUAAGUCAUCAAACAAUGUCUUAAAAGCCUAGAAAAGUCAUUUUUAAAGGUUUUUAAGACAAAAUCUGCCUGUUAGCUCUCCAAACCUGCAGUUACACCAUUUGUUGCUUAUCAAGCUGCUACAACCUUUUAGGGUUUCUAUAAGUAACUUCAUGAAAAAACAGCUACAGCCACAUCAAGCAUCUGUAUUAAAGAAAAGGUAUGGAGCAGCCUUAUUGUCUGAAUUUAUUCAGCUGUACAGACGAUAACUCAGGAACUUUGUUCUUGUUUGUUCUCGUUGCAGCUAUUUCUGUUAGGAAUAUAUUUUCCUGACCGGCUGUAUCAAGCAGGAUACUGUGCACUCUUAACACAAACAUUUCUCAUGAACACAGUAUGUAUUACUCUAACAGAUGUCAAAACCACAGCAGCCCUGCCAAUCAAUGGACCAAUAAAUUGCUGGUGCAUUUUGUCUGUCUGUCAAUGAGCUCACCUGAUCCCUCCUGCACCAAAGUUUGACCCACAUUCCUUUAGACUGAUAUCUCAUCACUCCUUCCCUGUCUGAAUUAUUGAAACCACUCACCCUCCACAUGAGACCUCCCCUAGUUUCCCCCAGUGAGAUUUGGCCUGGUUCACUUUGUUAUUGUGCGUGUGUGUAUGUAUAUGUGCGUUUACAUUAAUAUAUAUAUACUUACAUAUAUGAAUGGUCUGUAUUCCCUUGAGGUGGAUGUGGCCUGGUUUUAUAGAAACUGCCUGACAGACACCUGCAACUGUAACCGUGGGGGAGACUGUGAGUGUCUUUGUACUUCCAUCGCUGCAUAUGCACACAAAUGCUGUCAACAAGGGAUCACGAUACACUGGAGGUCGCCCUCUGUCUGUCGUGAGUACAUUCAAAAACAAAGAUAUAGAACGCUGGUCUGCUUCGAUUUGUCAGAGAUGUGACCCCUACUAAACCUCUUCAAACCACUCUCUGUGGUCUGUCUUUGCUUCAGGUAACGCUUUUCUAUUUUUCAGAGCCACUGAAAUAAAGAUUUUUACUGUCUCAUUCCCUUUCAGCCUAUGACUGUGAAUAUUUUAACCAAGGUAUGUAACACAGACAGUCGAAGCUUUGUUGUCCGUUGACGUUGAAAAAUCGUACACAUUCUCACUUUCACCUUUGUGUGAAUACCCAUUUCCUCUCUCCUUUUCUCAAAUCCGGAAGAGCUUGGAGAUGGCCCAUUUUCCUUGGUGAGUGCUGUCUAUAAUGACACAAUGUUUGGGGUAAAUCGCUCCAGCAGCUCAGUGUUUCCUCUGGUAAGAGAGAGACUGGGGCAGUUGCCUUCCCCAGGCCUAAUGUUCAACUUUAUGAUCACCGCAGGCCUGCAGAAGGACAGAGCAUCACGUAAGUGUCCACAUAUGCCAAAUGACACCAUACCACACACAGUGUCUGAAUUAUAUUAACACUAUCCACUCCUUUUCUCAGGAGUCCCUGUGGUGUCACUGGAGUCUGCAGAGAGACCAAACUAUUUCCUUGUUGCCUCAGGGCGCAGUCGUCUGCAGUUGGAGCACUGGAGUCGAGGUGCUGAGUUUGGUCGCAGGGCAACCUUCAUUCAGCACCAGGGUCUGUUUUUACCGGGUCACACCUCAUUUGAACUAGUCAGCCAACCUGGAGUCUUUCUGACACUGACACGCACUGCUGCACGAGCGCAGAGAUAUGACACUUCGGAGGGCUUCAAAGCUAGCAGCAGUUUCACUCUGGAGGGUCUGAAAUACAUGCAUUAACUCAAGACAAAUAGAUAUAUGCAUUUGUGUGCAUGCAAAAAAAAGAACUAAUGAGUUAUUUUUCCUCUCCUCUGGCAGAGAGCAGUUUUGUGAUACCUUAUCGUCUGAUGUGUGAGUGGCGCUACCAGGCCUGCGCGAGUCCUUGUGUCCACACGUGCAUUGACCCAGAUGCUACACGUUGCCAAUUCCUGCCUCCGUAAGAGGCUUUGCUUAUUAAAAGUACUCUUAAUAACAAUUAAUCAAUGCUUACCUUGAAGGUUUAAUUGAUUUUUGCAGUGUGGAGGGCUGCUUCCCACGUUGUCCCAAGAAUAUGAUCCUUGAUGAAGUCACAAGAAGGUGUGUCUACACUGAGGACUGUGAGUGCAACAUUGAAGGAGUUUUUCUCUAAAAUGGGAUUAAAGUGUUUUAGUUUUCUAUGAUGUAUAUGUACAGUCUGGAAUUUCAUGUGCCCUUUUAACUAUAGAAAAUAUCUUCCAAUAUUUAAUCCCCCUUUUUAGGCGUGUCCCUCCCUCCAACUCCAACACCUUUUGCAUAUGUGACGCGCUCAAACACGACAACUGUAGCACCAACAACAACUACAACCACUACUACAAGGCCUACAACUACUACUACUACUACCACCACCACCACCACCACAACAACCACUACCACCACCAGAGCAACAACUACCUCCACUACUACCAGGCCUACUACAACCACCACUCCUACUACACCACCCACUGAGCCGGUCACAACUCUCCCUGUUACAACUCCCUCUACAGCUCCUCCAACCACAACUGUUUCUGUCACUCCGUCUCCCUCAACCCCAUCAGGGACAACCACUCGCAGCACGACUGAAGUGACCCCCACACAAACCACAGAGACCACGAUGCCUGUCACCACAGCAACAACCUCCACUGAAGCAACUACAGUCUCCAUUACUACUACUCCCCUUCCCCCAACUACCCUGGCUUCCACCACCUUGACCACAUCUCCCUCCACCACACCGUCAACACCAUCUCCAACCACACCAGUAACUACUACCUCACCUCCUCCUACCUCACCCUCCACACUGCCUACACCUACCAUAGCUGUCACAACUGCCCUCACCCCCACCACGACAGUCCCUGAAACCACAUCUGCUCCAGAGACUACACCAGAGACUACUACUCUAGAGACCACCACCUUAGUGGACACAUCGACAGUUGAGACCACAACAGCACCACCCUCAACAACCACAGAACUCACUACUGAGCUGCUCACCACUGAAAUAAUCUCAAGCACUGAAACCUUUCCUACAACAGAGGGAGCAUCAACCACACAUGCUUUUCCCGUCCCGACCACCCCCUGUACAGUGAGUGUUGCCACUGUGGUAAAUUACAAGAAUAUUGCCACAAUAAAACCUUUUAUUUAAGUGCACUUUGACAUCUUAAAUCGUGUUAAAGGGAUAUUCCGGCGUAAAAUUAAGUCAGGGUCAAAUACACCGCAACACUGAGUUAGACACCCCGUUCAAAGAUGAAUGUUGCUGCUUGUAUCUCUGGUUAUACCAACUUUGCAAACAACCGCAGAUAGCAACACAGAGAGUCACGUGCUCAACCAAAAAGCCACUCUAUAGCCACAAAUAAUGCUCAGAACAGCACCUAACUUCAUCAACAGUACAUAUAGGGUCCCAGCCACAGCACUAGCCACCAAACAUCAUUUUAACUUUGCCUAAUUUCUUUAGCAAAGAGGCAAAACAUAACUCACCCACUUUCUUCCAGCAGCUUGUUUGUACGGAGACCUCCAGGCGAGUCCAUUGACUGCAGGGGGGUGACGCAGCUCAAGGAAGAACAUGAUUAUUACUUCAAGGAAAUGAUAAAGUAAUGAUAAUAAAUGUUCUCUCUUGAGCUGCAUCACCCUGCUGCAGUUAAUGGACUUCCCCGGAGGUCUCCGUACAAAUAAAUGGCUGCUGGAACAGAGAGGGUGAGUUGUGUUUCAUCUCUUUGCUUAAGAAAUCAGGCCAAGUUAAAAAGAUGUUUGAUGGCUAGUACUAUGGCUGGGACCCUAUAUGUACUGUUGAUGAAGUUAGGCGCUGUUCUGAGCAUUAUUUGUGGCUAUAGAGUGGCGAUUUGGUUGAGCGCGUGACUCUCUGUAUUGCUAUCUGCGGACGUUUGUAAAGUUGGUAUAACCAGAGAUACAAGCGGCAACAUUCAUCUCUGAACGGGGUGUCUAACUUGGUGUUACAGUGUGUUUGACCCUAACGUAAUUUUACAUUGGAAUAUCCCUUUAAUGCGUAUCAACAGUGAUAAAUGAGACGCUUCUGCCAUGCUUACUUUUUCAUCUAUAAGAAAUCUAUGUCUGUAUACAGGUAUGAGUCAAUAUAAGGAUUCUUUUUGGUUUGCUAGCCUGCAGACUAUGAUGGCCCGAUUAUACGUCAUGCUCAGGUGUAUGAAUCAAAAAGGUUUGUCUCCCUCUCCACAGCCUCCAUACUCCUACCGAAUUGAUGACUGUGCUGAGCUGUUCUGUUUCAAUGGCGAGCUGCUGCUUCACAACUCCUCCCUGCACUGCCGCUACACCACUACCCCGCCCCAGUGCAGUCUGCUGGGCCUGCCCAUCCUCAUUAACACAGACCCGUGCUGUCCGCUGUGGCAGUGUCCCUGUGAGUUGGAUCCGAGAGCCAUAUUCCUAUUCAGAUGAAGUGAUACGAAACCAUUGUUUGCUGUUAUUAUCUGUGUUUGAGUUUAUUCAUACAUGACCGCUUCUUCCAGGUCGCUGCACGAUGAUGUCAGACCUGCGCGUUAUCACAUUUGAUGGCAACAACGUGGCCUUGUAUGAUAACGGCUCCUACAUACUUGUUCACCUGCCAAGAGAGACAAUUAUUGGCACAGUGGAGAAAUGUCCAACCAGCCAGGUAACCUGCGUAUUAUACAAUUUUAGAUGAGCUGAAUAUGAAUUUGGUAAGAAAAUAUAAAAAAAAUAUGUUUUUGUGAAAUUUUCAUUUCUUUGUAGAGUGUCAACUCCAUCAGACGAACUGUAGGUACAUUUUCAUCUGUUCUCACCCAUUCAGCUGUUUUUAUAUUGGAAUUUAAAUGUCAAUCCUUUUUGGAUUAAUAAAUCUUGUUUUACCAAACUUUAAAAAUAUAUUUAUAUAUUGCCCCACAGAGUCCUACAGGAGGAACAUCUGGUCUGUGUUUCAAGAAACUGAACAUCACAACCUCUUCUUAUAGAAUAAUUAUCAAUCGCCUGGAUCGCAAGGUACAGCAUUAUCUAAUGAUCUGCCAACAUUUAAGCGUCUUCUAAGCAGGUAAAUUUGUGUGUCUGUAUCUCCUCUGUCUCUAGGUUACAGUAAACUACAGACCCGCUAGACUCCCAUUCUCUCGCCACGCACUUUCCGUUGAGGACACGGGCAGCAUGUACCUGAUCCGCACACCUGGCGGGGUCAACAUACAGUGGUACCACAGCACAGGCAUCAUGGUGCUGCAGUACCUUACUUCCCAUAAUGCAUCUGUGCCCACCCGUGGUCUGUGCGGUGAGUCCAUCUAAACACACACACACAUGGUCAAACUGGCUUCAGCUUCUGGUUUAUCUAAGAACCUGCUAUCAGCACUUACAGGCCACAUUGAGACUUGUGUCUUGAUAUGAUAAGACAAGUUGACAUGUCAAAGGCCGUUUUGAAAAUUGAGGCUGCCUGAAUCACAAAUUGAUCCUCUUCACAUAUAUAAUAUUCAUAAUAAAUAAAUCAAUUUGUCUGUUCCGCCAGGUUGUUGUGAUGGAAACCCUGAGGAUGACCUAAAGCUGCCUAACGGCACAGUAGUCAGAGAGGUGGGAGACAUGGUACUCUUUCUGCAGGCCUGGAGAGUCCAUACCACUGAUGAAGCUGAGCACACUCGCAGAGUUGGAGACAACUGCACCACAGGAGACUGCUCCAUCUGUCUCUCCAUGCUCCGUAAGAGAGACUUCACACCAUGCCACAGCAAGGUGCAGUAGUCAAACAUUUAAACCCCAUUUAACUGGCUGGUUUUGUUGCUGUAGUUUUAACUUUGUUUUGAUUUGUUAUUGUUACUGUCUCUUUGCCUUUAACUCUGUUAGCUGCUGGUUUUAAGGGGCAGCUGUGGCUCAGUGGUCUCUCAACUGGAAGGUUAGGAGUUUGAUCCUGGGUCCUGCUGUCCAUUUGCUAAGGUGUCUUUGGGCAGGACACUUGACCUCAACCUUCCCCCCUGGCUGCACCCAGCAGCAUGUGGGCGCUUAACAUAGUGGCCUUUACGAUCAAUAUGUAGAUAUGGCUUGACUGGUUGAAUUUGACAUGUAAUAUACACUUUGAGUUCAAAUUCAAAUUCAAUUUUAUUUGUAUGGCACUUUUCAGACAUAAAGGGAGUUCAAAGUGCCUCACAGAGGCUAAAAACAACAAUAAAACCUGACCCUCCCACUCACACAUACGCCUAUAGACCCACACACACACAAAGACACCCACCCACACAUACAGCUCUUUACCAUGUAAAAGGGGUAAAAGAAGUAAAACCUCAUUGAAGUGAAUUAAGAAAAAGACUAAGAACAGAGAUAAUUAAUAAAAAAAGAACAUAAAAUAAACAUUAAGAACUUUGAUUAAAAAGAACCAUAGCUAUAAGCUAAAUAAGAAGGCUAUCAUUGAAAAGCCUGGUUAAAAAAGUCUUGAGCCUCUUCUUCAAAACAUUAACAGUCUCUGUGGCCCUGAGGCUCUCCGGCAGGCUGUUCCACAACAGUUGUCAGAAGACCAGGAAACCUGCUUUAUAGACAUAGUUCAUUAACUAUUUUACUCCAGCAUGCCUGCAGCUUUUUUUGUAUGUCAGAAAAUUGAUCAAAUGUUAAUCACGAUAAAAACAACCUGACAGGCAAAAAAGGACAAUAAUGACUUAUUGAAUUAUUUGUGAUACAUGUCAUUGUUGAAUGUGGUCUUGUUUUGGAAUUUGCAGGUCCCUCCAGAGCAGUUCUGUGACAUUAUGUGGGCGGGGGACCUCCACUACAAGGAUCAUCAGUGUGACUUUCUGGCAGCCUAUGUGGCAGUGUGCUACACACACCAAGUCUGCAUCAGCUGGAGACGGCAUAACUUUUGCCGUAAGACAUAACAGGCACAUUUGCUCUGAUGGACUUGGCUUGUGUUUCUCAUUUGCUCAUGCAUUGUUGCCUAUUAUCUUGUAGCCUUGAGGUGCCCCCCGAAUAAGGAAUACAAGCCAUGUGUGAGCACCUGCACCAGCCGCACCUGUCUGAACAGAGAGUAUUACGAGGAGACAACCUGCUCCUUUAUCAGAGAGGAGUGUGUGUGCCGCAGUGGAACUAUCCUACACAGAGCUGAUUCCCCUUACUGUGUAACCGAGGAUCGAUGUGGUGAGUGACAGAUUAAUUGCUAACUCUAAUGAUGAAUAAUGCACUGUCAAGGAAUCUGAAAAGGUUUGAGAGUGAGCUUUAUACUACUCACACACAAUCAUAUCAUCGGUUUAUUUACUUGUCUCUGUGGUGUCCAGUGUGUACAGAUAAUGAGGGUAACCCCCGGUCCCCUGGCGAGGAGUGGAACGGUUCUGCACGUGGCUGCUGUCUGUACAAGUGUAUGGAGAAUGGCUCUGUGGUGGCAAUCGAGCCAGACUGCCAUUCUGUCCCCAUACCACUGUGCGAGAGGGAGGGAGAGUACGUACUUGAUGUGGUGGAAGAAGGAGCCUGCUGCCCAAAGAAGAUCUGCGGUGAGUUGAGAAAGUUUAGACUAUUUAGUAUAUGUACCAAGUAAAACAUAUCUACAGUGUAUUUCCUGCAGUUUAUCUUUCCCUCCCUUGUCUUUUUCUCCACCUCACUUUUUGACAGAGUGCAACAUGACCAUCUGUGACAGUGAAGCUCCGCCUUGUGACAACGGGAACAGGCUGGUGAUUGGUUACAGCGCUCUGUCCUGCUGCCCGGAGUACCGAUGUGGUGGGGACCAACUUUACUUUAAAGUUUUCAGAUAUUUUUCAAACUUAUUGUCUAAUAUGAAGCUUGACCUGAACACUUUGCUGUGACUGGUCUUUCUCAGAGUGUGACCCAAUGGCAUGCCCUCCUGUGUAUGCCCCCCACUGCAGGGAGGAUCAGUUCCUAGUGGAGGUCAGGGGGGAGAAAUCCUGCUGCUACUCUUACCUGUGUGGUAAGAGUAUUUCUUGUGAUUUACAGGCUAGUCCAUGAAAGGUUUAAGUGUGAGGUUAGUCACCUUUGACGCCUCAUUGAAAACAAGGUUGAAAUUUUGUUUGUUUUUUGUUUGAUCAGUGUGUGAGUCAUGUAUUGAACCCAUUCCAACGUGUUCACAUGGAGAAAUUCUGGCUGUAGAUCUUAACACCACCAACAGCUGCUGCCCACAGUACCACUGUGGUAAGUUUGUGUGUGCUCUACAGUGCGUAUGUUUCUCGUCUGUGACUUCAAUGUCAAGCUGAAUUUUUCUCCUGUGUGUUGCAGUGUGUGAUGUUAACCUCUGCCCUGAAAUUUUCAUGAGCUGUGCACCUGGUCUCUCUUUGGUUCAAACUACUGUCCCCGGUGAUUGCUGCCCUCAGCACCACUGCGGUACGCACUUAAAACACAAAGACAUACAUAUUGAUCAUUGUGCUACUUGGCUGCAGUGAUGCUGCUACUUAAGCUCUGUUAGAUUUCAGCAGCAUAUGAUAAGAUUGAUCACACCAUUGUAGCCCUUUAUUGCCUUUUGUAUCAUAUUUGAUACAUACUUUUAUAAUACUUUCUAUCAAAUCAAUAUGAUCAGCAAAUUACUAAAAAACACCUUAAUACAGUCCAAUACAUGAUAAAACUGUCCUCUCAUGGUUUAUCAGUUUCCAAAAACAUCUAAUGUAUCAAACAAGAUAAAUAAAUAUAUUUGUUAAAUUUUAAGGACUUUUUUUUUUUUGGUUUUCAGUAGUAAGUGAAAUAAAAAUUUCAACUCCAAACAAAUUUGAAUUUUCUGGCCAUAAUUUGUGGUUUCAGGCAUUAAAAGGCUAACUGAUCAUUUGUUAGAAAUGGGUCGGAAUGUCAAGCAUAGCACUAAAAGGGUUUUCCUCCUAUAUACCCGAGCAUACGUUUUUUGUGGGAUGCCUCAGAUGCCUUAGAUCACCCGAUCCCUUAGUCUGAUUUUGUGCUUUACCAUUCAUAAACCAGUGAUCCACAGCAUCACAUAUCUAAAAACAGUAACAGUCAAUCACAGUAAGACAGAAUUGUUGGUUUUUGCUCAGGUUCAAAUACUAACAUCCUUCAACACUUUGGUUCAUUAGCCACAAAUAUAAAACCCUCUGCCAAAAUCCUUCAACCCUAUUGUGUGAACUUGUCUCAACUGUUUGCGUAUACAGUCUAUAUUUGUUUGUUUUGUCUCUCUGUAAGUCACUUUGUAACCUAAGGUUUUGAAGGGUGCUUUGAAGCAAGAUUUUACUUACUUUAUUUCCUGUGUGGUCAGCUGAAAAUGAUCUCAGGUGAUAAAAUGCCUUUCACGUACUUGCCUGAACUUAACUUUUUCCUUCUCAAACUUUCCCUCCCAGAAUGUCAGUGUGAGGACAGCUCUCUCCCCAUUUGUCAGGUGGUAAGUCAGCAAAAAGCUGCAUCACAAGUCACUGUCUAAUCAGGUUCCGGGCAGGAAGGAAGAAAAAAAAAAAAGGAAAUUCAGUUAAGUCAGCACUUUUUUUUUCUCAGGGGGAAACACUGGUGGAGGCCUCAGACAGUAGCACCAACUGUGGCUGUCCUCAGCAUACAUGCGGUAUGUAUAAAGCAAGCAUUAAGAUUCCAGACACAUGCUAUGAACCUUCACAUUCACCUUGAAAACUACAGUAUAACGUACAGCCAGUGGAUGACUAUUAGCCCUCUGCUUUUCCAUGUUUAGAGAAGGCAGAGGUUUGUCUUUUCCAAGGUGUAACAGUGCUGGGCCCGGGCCAGUCUCUGGUUCAAUACCUGGAGGGAGAGCUGUGUUACACUGUCCACUGCCUGCAUCACAGAGACCCAGACUCUGGCUUCUAUGCCAUGGAAAUCACCUCUGUCAACUGCACCCAAAAAUGUGGACCAGUAUGUAUUUCACGUUUGAAGUAAAUAUCCCCCAUGCUUUAUCUGCUUAUCUUGCUUUAUUCACUCUGUAAUCAUCUUCCACCUCAUCUCUUAAGCACCAGGUGUAUGUGCAAUCCACGGACCCACAGGUGUGCUGCGGUUCCUGCAAAAAUGUCUCCUGUACAUUCACCAAUGAAAACGGGACAUCAGAACUUUUUGCUGUAAGGACAAAGACAUCCACACUGGCUUAGUGUCUCCCCUCUUUGCAGCACUGUUCUGACUCUGAUUGUGUGUGCAGUCAGGGAGUUCCUGGGUGGAGAACUGUACACGUUAUGACUGUAUGGAAACAGCCGUGGGAGCUGUGAUACUCGCCUCUGGUGUGGUGUGCCCGCCUUUCAACGACACAGAGUGUGUUCAGGUCAGGACCUCUAAAUGUAUUACAUUAGUGGUUCUUAACUAGUAGAGACACAAAAAUGGGUCCCAGAAGCAAUUUUCAAUGGUCACAGAGGUGUGCCUGAGAAACAAGUUACUGCAAAGUCUUUGCAGCACCUUUAUUCUGAAGGACAAUGACACAGUGUGCUUGAAGUAACAGGGCAGUGGGAGUACACCUCAAUACGUUUUAUCUGCCAAAUAGAAACUGAAAAGAUUACAUUUGCACACUCUAACUGAAUUAAUAUGCUUUGUAAUAUGUUCACAUCAACUUAAUUUGUCUACCUUUCCUCUUGCUGCAGAAUGGCGGUGUUGUUCAGAGCUAUGUGGACGGAUGCUGCAGGACAUGUGAGUUCCCAGAUUUUUUUUAAGGGUGCUUUUGAUAAGGCUUUGAGCAGUUAUUCAGACGGGUGAGCGCUUUGUUGCUUGGCAGUGUAUGGGCUUCUUGGCUGAGUGGUUGGGGGUGUGGCCUUGUUGUAGAGGGUGGAGAUAAAGCCUAUUCUUGGUUUAAUUCUGAACCCUGUGGCUUUCCAAAUCAACUGAUGUAAUGUUGAGAAGCCAGCACAGUUCAGACUGAGGUAACAGAUGAAGUGAUGAGACUGCACUCAAAAUUACUAAGCUGAUAACAAAAAAAACUUCCUGGCUCUGCUUUUCACAGAUGAUAACCUGGGAGCUGUUUACCAUGCAUAGUUAAAAACACAUGUUGAUAGCAGUGUGGUCAAACCUUGAAUAAACAUGCAGUGGCCUGCUGGCCUGCUUCUGCAGGGACCUUACUCUCUGCCCAAUCAGGGCACUCCAACUCAAGUGUUCACCAAUGAGGAUGCAAGAUGUUUGGGGGUUUUUGGGUUCGCCCUGCUGAGCUGCUCUUUGUAGUACAACAAAUGGUUGAGCUCCUUGGCUGGCUGCCUGGUGAGUCCCCCAAAAAUGAGAAAAACCCAUGUGCAUGCCAGCUGCACUGCUUUCAUCCCAUUUUUGCUGUUUCUUUGUGUUUGUGUGUGACACUGAACUCUGUUUUCUGAAGCAGUCAUAACCUUGUGUGUGUUCUCAUGAUAUUUCGAUCCUGACGAUGUUCCCAGGUUCAGGAGUGGGUGUUUUACCAUUUACCGUUAAUCCUGUAACCCCUACUGGUAGUACUAACUGUGACACAGGUACCUUCAUCUUGCACUAUUACUUUUGACAUAAUUCUGUGGCAUCUCAGUGACUCGUUCACUUACACUUAAAAGCUGUUUGUAAAUGUGUGCUGAGUAUAUUUUUGUCUUUGUAUAUCUUGACUUUUUACUCUUUACCUCCCAACACUAGCAUUACAUAAAUCUCAGAAUGUAACCCUCUGCUUGACCAUAAGCAAAUCCUUCAAAAUGGUAGCUCUGUAUUUGAUCAGAAAUAAGCUUCAGUGUUUAGCAACCAUUCUUUAAAGAAAAAGCUGGAAAUCCUCUACAUUUUUCACCAAUUCUUCCUCCACACAGAAUUAAUAAGUAGGGUUAAGUUCAGGUCAGUAGCCAAUGGGAGAGCUGUAGCACUGUUGUGAGAAAUGUGCCCUCCUUUAACCCAGCUAUCAAUCAAAGACGGCCCCUGCUGCUGAGCAACAAAAAGCUCAGCUGAAAAAGCCUCUCAGUUGCGUAAAUGACAGGUGUCGGAUGAUGAGAUGAUAUGAGAGUGUUUGUGUGGGACCGUGAGUGUAUCAGUGUGAAAGUGUUUGACUUUGUGUAUGUUUGAACUUGUAGAUAAUGUUUUUCAGUAACACUUUAUUUGACACCUAUCUCUGGAACACAUUAUAAGUAUAUGUUUAAUGCCUUAUAAUCACUUUAUAGCACUGUAUAACUAUAGUUAUAAACACUCAUUAAUUAUCAUAAAUCACAUUAUAAUUAUCAUGACUUACAAAAUCAGGUAUUGUAAUGUGUUAUGCUUAUUGUUAUAAAGCCUUAUGAUAAUUAAUGAGUGUUUAUAAUGAUAGUUACACAAGUUUAUAAGCAAAUUAUAACACAUCAUAAAUAUAUGUAUAAUGCAUUAUCUAUGUGGGCAACAGUUAUAACACAUGAUAAUACCUGACCUUGUAAGUCAUGAUAAAAUGCUUUAUAAUGUGUUAUGAUUAUUGCUUUAAAUCAUUAUGAUCAUUUAUGAGUGUUUAUAACUGUAGUUAUACAGUGCUUUAACGUGAUUAUAAUGCAUUAUACAUAUAUUUAUAAUGCCUGUUGUUCUUACUGUUGUGUGUCACUGUUGUUCUUUUAUGAUUAAGGUCUGGAAUUAUGCAUUUCUUGAGUUACUUCCAAUUGUUGCUCUCUGUGUACGAAUCUUAUUUCUAUGUAAACAAAUAGGUAAAGAGGAUGGUAAGACAUGCAAGCGUGUUGCCAUUCGGACAACCAUUCGCAAAGACGACUGUCGGAGCAACGCACCGGUGAGAGUAAAAGGACGCGUUAGCACUAAAUCAGGAAGCCUAAACAAAGCAUGAAUAUCAUUAGAGCUAAUGUCAUGUACUAAUGUUUGCUUCAUCCUGCCUCCCCACUCCAUUAGGUAACAGUCUACUCAUGUGAUGGUAAAUGCCCGUCUGCCACCAUAUUCAACUUUAACAUCAACAGCCAUGCCCGGUUCUGUAAGUGUUGCCGUGAGAGUGGACUACAAACCCGCUCCGUCACACUCUACUGCUCUCGCAAUGCCACAGUGGUGGAAUACAACUUCCAGGAGCCUCUGGACUGUUCCUGCCAGUGGAACUAA